AUGCAGGUGUUAUUUUGCUCAGUGUGCGUUAUCAAUCUCGUCGCCGGGACAGUUGCAAAGGUCCCAGCAAGCGCCGUCGCAGCUCUGGAAUCUGAAUGCAUCCUAUACGGGGACCUGCAUGAGUACGGCUUGAGUCUUGGCGUCGACUUGGAGAACGAGGACUACAUGGAGCUAGUCCAGGAGGCAUGGAAUGCACCGCUCCCAGCCAGUUGGACGGAGUAUAUGGAUGAGUCGGGACGUGCGUACUAUGUGAAAGAAGGAGCAAGCAGCUCGACAUGGGAGCACCCAGCAGACCAGAUCUACCGCAACCUCAUCGACUUGAUCCGGAAGGCGCGCGUAGAGGUCAUGCCGCGCAGGCAGGAGAUGGUUCGGGAGCACCUGCGCGAGAGGCACGAGGCUGCCAAGGCCGACCUUGCAGGCUGGAGUGGACCAUACGUGUCUGACCAGGGUGAGUACUACUACCACGACAGCUUGAAGGUCAGCGCCUGGAACAGUCCCAUUGCGGAGUGGGAGCACGAACUGGAAACACGCCACGCCGUACUGGAGAGGUACCUGUUGUCGGAGCUACAGGUAACACCCGGUGGCGAGGCUCCUCAGCGGCGUCCAGACAUGCUCCAGGUGCUGAGACUGGAGCUGGGGAACUUGCGGAAGGACCUGUGUGAGGUUCCAGAACCCUCGACGUGCCGCUCGUAUCACACGGCGCGAUCGGGCACCUCUUCUCGGUCCGGGCGAUCCAAGCACAGCCUCGGAGACAAGGAGCGGCGCAAGGAGAGGAAGAGCAAGAAAGACGAUGACGAAGGCAGAGACCGUCGGCGUGUUCUGGGUGAUGUUCCAGAAGGAAAUGAUGCAUCUUCACCGGAGAAGGGCCGAAGCAGUCCAGAUACCGAGGAGGCUACUCUGGAUCCCUCGCCGUGA
Symbiodinium sp. CCMP2592 is the source of this 915-nucleotide messenger RNA. NCBI's taxonomy places the organism in Eukaryota, Dinophyceae, Suessiales, Symbiodiniaceae. The record is from the annotation of a GenBank genome assembly.